AUGUUACCCAGUUCUGCUCAGUCUCCGGACUGGCUUUACUCCGAGCCGCUGCUGUUCGACGAGGACUUCUGCCAGACCCUGAUGAAAGACCUCCAGUCCCUGCCCACCCCCCCGCAGUCCCCCCCCAUGAAGGCCGGGCUGGGCGAGGGCAAGCCGCUCUCCCAGGAGGACCAGCUGAGCUACGUGUCGGACAUCCUGCUGGAGGACCAGGACAUGCAGCAUCUGGGCUGGACGUCCGACUUCUUCCACUCAAAGGAGGAGGAUGAGGAGGAGGGGGAGGUUGAGGGGGGGGCCGGGGGGGAGGACUGCCUGUGGCAGUGCCUGGUGACGGACCGCAGCCUGGAGGAGAAGCUGGUCUCCUCCAUGCUGGGCUGCAGCCCCCUGCUGUCCGACAUCGACACCAGCAUCUUCGAGGAGAUCGCCGGCUCCACGCUGGACUGCCAGAACCUGCUGGCCGCCGCCGCCGCGCAGGACGCCGGCGAGGCCACGUCCGACUACGGCUCCACCGGGGGCGAGAUGUCCACAUACUCGUCCAGUGACUCCGAGGAGGAGAUCGACGUGGUGACGGUGGUGCGGUGCCCCUCCCGCCUCUCGCCCUCGCCGUCCGACUCCUCGUCGGCACGGAAACGGCGCCAGCAGCAGCUGGAGGAGGAGCAGCGCGCCCUGCAGCGCCACAGCUUCGAGAUCCAGCUGCAGCACAACUACGCCGCGCCCUGCCCCGCCUCGCUGCCACCCCCCCCCUCCUCCAAACGCUCGCGGGGGGGCGACCCACGCCCGCACCACGCCUCCCGCAGCUCCUCCUGCUCCUCGUCCUCCUCCUCCUCGCGGUACCACCACCACCACCACCACUCGUCCAGGAACUCGGCGGAGACGGAGGACGAGGAGGAGCGGCGGCGGACUCACAACGUGAUGGAGCGCCAGCGCCGCAACGAGCUGAAGAACUGCUUCGUGCGGCUGCGCGACAACGUGCCCGAGCUGUCGCACAACGACAAGGCCUCCAAGGUGGUCAUCCUCAAGAAGGCCCGGGACUGCAUCUACGGCCUGGAGGGCGAGGGCCACCGGCUGCAGAGCCGCAGGGACAAGCUGAGGGCCAAGCAGCAGGAGCUCAGGGCCCGGCUGGAGGCGCUGCGCAGCUAG
Messenger RNA from Menidia menidia (Atlantic silverside), 1137 nucleotides. The record is from the annotation of a GenBank genome assembly. Lineage: Eukaryota; Metazoa; Chordata; Actinopteri; Atheriniformes; Atherinopsidae.